Molecule: messenger RNA, 1220 nt
Organism: Daphnia carinata
Lineage: Eukaryota; Metazoa; Arthropoda; Branchiopoda; Diplostraca; Daphniidae
Product: ankyrin repeat domain-containing protein 40-like
Exons: 4
Coding region: 74-823 (249 amino acids)
Molecular function (GO): protein binding
Source: RefSeq, a predicted model, not a curated record
GACACUUCCGAAGAAUCCUAUUGGGAAAUUUGUCUUGUUUUUUUCUGCCUUUUCAAAAAAAAAACAACAAAUUAUGGAAUCAGCAAAACUGGAUGAAGAAAAAUUACGUGAAGCCGCCUGUUAUGGAGAUCUAGAAGCUGUAAAAACAUUACUUAAAAAAGGUGUAAAUAUUAACUCUCAGCAUAGCAUCAAUGGCUGGACAGCAUUGCACUGGGCUGCGAAGAGAAAUCAGCUUGAUGUUGCUCAUUGCUUACUAACAAAUGGAGCUGAGAAAAAUUUAGAGAGUUUUGCAAAGGAAACCCCAGCAGAUUUAUCCACAAGUCCAGCUAUUUUAAAUCUCCUUGGUUCUCCACUGAUGAAGACCAAGACAGAAGAAGCAGAACAGAAUACCAUAACUCCUCAUUACCUAGCACAAUCAAACACUGGUUACAAAGUAGAUACCCACGAACAAACAAAGUUAUCUAUGACUUUGCCAAAUGGGAGUGAUGUAGGCAAACAAAAAGAAUUAGUGUUUAAGCUUCGCAUAGCUUACUCAACUGAUACAGACUUCAUUGAAGUGGAAAUUGAGAGAUCUGAAUUAAAUUAUCAACAGUUCUUGAUUGUUUGUUGUUCUGAACUUGGCCUGAAUUCAAAAUAUGUUGAAAGGCUGCGUAAAUUGCCAAAUACAAGACUAAGAAAAGAUAGGGAUAUACAGAGGUUAAAAGAUUUUGAGGAAAUUGAAGUUGUUCUGGUUGGUAGUAAGCCAAAGUUUACCAUUGAAUCUGACUCCCCAAAUAUUGUUGGACCAGCUUUGAAGAAUCAAAAUCAAACUAUCCUUUACUAAUUCUAGAAGGUACCAUAUUGUUCUAAAAGCAGUUAGUUGUUAAUUAGAAUUUUACUUCUUAUUUUGAUAUAGAACUUCUGUGGGCAGAUAAUGUUUGACCAAAAUCUCACUCGUUCUAUCCCAAUUAUGAUUCAUUCCUAAAUUAUACUAAUUUACGAUGAUUCUGAUUCCUUGCACGUAUUCGUAAUCAACUUCCCGCAACGUUUCGUACAAUUCAUUAUGUUGUAAGGUGGUAUGGUAAUGUCCUCGCACGCUUGAUUUUUUAUUUAAAUAAUAUUUUAGACGACCAUGUUGAAUACUUUCUAAUUUGCAAGAGCCAGAGAUGAAGAGUUAACAAAAAAACCAGUGUACACCUAAUAUUGGUUUCUGCUACGAAAUAAUGCAUGUUGGCUAAAUU